AUGUCCAAGGAAGGCAUUCCUGCUAGAGGUGUAAUGAACAUCAAUACUACUCUACAAGAAGUGCUGCAAACCACCCUGAUCCAUGUUGGGCCAGCUAAUGGCAUACACAAUGCUGCCAAAGCCUUAGACAUGCGCCAGGCUUACCUUUGUGUGCUUGCAUCUAACUGUAAUAAGCCUAUGCAUGUCAAGCUCAUGGAGGCACUCUGUGCUGAACACCAAAUCAACGUAAUUAAGGAUGAUAACAAUAAGAAACUAGGGGAAUAGGUAGGCCUCUGUAAAAUCAAUUAAGAGAGGAAGCCACAGAAAUUGGUUGGUUGCAGUUGUAUAGUGGUUAAGGACUAUGGCAAAGAAUGUCAGGGCAAGGAUGUGAUCAAGGAGUGCCUCAACUGCAAGAAAUGA
Molecule: messenger RNA, 399 nt
Organism: Psammomys obesus (fat sand rat)
Lineage: Eukaryota; Metazoa; Chordata; Mammalia; Rodentia; Muridae
Product: 40S ribosomal protein S12-like
Exons: 1
Biological process (GO): translation
Cellular component (GO): ribosome; cytosolic small ribosomal subunit
Molecular function (GO): structural constituent of ribosome
Source: RefSeq, a predicted model, not a curated record